GCCUUUCAAAGAUGGCCGCCACCAAUGUGACGAGCUGAUGAUUCUUCUGUCAAAAACCCAAUAAAUAAUAAUUGUGCAAAUGUUUGGAUUGUAUUUAUUGUUAAAUCAUCGUGUGGAUAAUCGACUGAAAAUUGUUUUCAAUGAUUUAUCGAUUGGAAUGACUAUCAUCUGAUCUCCAAACGAAUCGAAAAUAACCACUGAUUUAUUCGUGAAUAAAAUGAAUUUGUCAGGUUGAAUGGGCUUGGAGGAACCUGAAGACGAGUACAAUGUCGCGAUCGUCAGGCCAGUGCGAUCAGGCGGCAUCUUACAUGGAUGGUGUCCAGGUGAAGAUAGCAGAGGCCUACAAGCCCCCGAGAAAAUUCGGAUUGCCUGCGGCAUACAACAAUAAAUUCCCGGAUGUCUCCAAAUACGAUUACGACUUCAGUCUAGAGAGAUCGGUCCUGGAGAAGGUCACAGAAUUGCGUAAAGCCAGACAGGCAAAUGCCGAGGCGCGAAGGUCACGCCUGGAGAGGAGGAGAAAACGAGAGCUAGAGUCGACAACCCCAUCGCCACCAUCUCCAGACGAUGCGAUGAUUCCACUGCCAAUUAAAGUGGCACCAGCACCAGAGACAACUAUUCUCACGCCUCAGCCUUUGUCACCGCCUCAUAGUGAUCUCCAUAAUAUUGAUAUUCACGUUAAAUACAAUAGACUUAAUUACGAGGACUUUUAUAAUGAUACGAGCAGUCCCUUUGAUAACGUCGAGCUGAAGACGAUCAACGAUAUGGAGGAGCUUGCCCAGGUGUUGCAGUCCAAUUCCCAGUGGACACCUGCGCCAAAAAUAGAGAGCAUCCUCAAGGAAUUGAGCAUCGAGGAGAGCCCAGAGGAGAAGAAGGACGAGAUCGAGAAUAAGGCUGAUGAUAAUUACGAUAAACCACAGGGGAGUGAGUGCAGAAAUAUUUCCAUUAUUGUUGAGGAGCUGCAGAGGACUCUUCAGGAUAGACCCUGCAUGGAUAACUGGAAGCCAUGGCCAGAUCUGGAGAGUCCAGACCCAGAGACAACUCCGGAGUUGAAAAAAUCACCACCUACUGCCCAGAGUCCCUCGACUCUACCAAAUCCCCUCGCUGAAUUAUCAGAAUCCGAUCAAAAACUUGCGAAACACCUCAAGGAUAUGGGAUUUCCACUCUCAAGGUCAGCCAGGGCAAUAAAAAAUCUAGGAAGCGCGGACAACAAAAAAGUCGUUGAGUAUCUUCUGGCUAUUCAGUCCCUGGAGGAGUCUGGAAUAUCUGGAGAUGAUGCUGAAAAGGCUAUGGAUGUAGCUCAACACGAUCUGGAGAUGGCGAAAAAAUAUUACGAGGACUUGUCAACACUCAAGGACUUGGGAUUCCCUGAGGAUGAGGCAUCCAAGGCUCUAGUCAAGUGUCACAUCGACAGGGACAAAGCUCUCGAUUUUCUCUGUGCGUAACGAAUUUUUAUAUAUAUUAAUAAAUUAUAGAGGACGGUCUAAUGUUUCAGUCGAUCGAUCGAAAUUUAUCUGUGAAGAUGAUUAAAAUUCAUAAUUAUUUUUUACUAUUCCACGCACGUGAAAAUUUAAUAGAAAAAUUGAGAUAAUUUUUAUAUUAAAAUUUUUCACACGCGUCUUCCUGCGAAAAUCGAUUCGAAUAAUUAGGAAAAUUCAUUUUUUAAUGUUUCAUUGAUAUUGUUGGAUUGAAUUAUAACUGUUGUAAUUAUAUUCAAAAGAUAUUUUGCCAGAGGUAUCAUUGAACAAUAAUAUUAAUAAAAAAUCUAUUCGGUUAUUCCAUUUCGUUAUAAUUUAUUGAUUCAACGUGGAAGGGCAAUGAUUUCCUCAACAAUUUCAAUAAAAUACAUAAGUUCAUUAGUCUCUAAGGCUGAAUCGAUAAUAUCGCUUUGCAUUUGUACAUUUUGGUGACAAUCUUGUAUAUAAAUAAAUUCCUAAACAUCAAAAAAUCAA
This is a messenger RNA of Fopius arisanus, 1949 nucleotides long. RefSeq lists its product as uncharacterized. Gene Ontology annotation, cellular component: ESCRT I complex. The record is from RefSeq and is a predicted model, not a curated record. The coding region runs from base 267 to 1442 and encodes 391 amino acids. The transcript has 3 exons. Gene Ontology annotation, biological process: ubiquitin-dependent protein catabolic process via the multivesicular body sorting pathway. NCBI's taxonomy places the organism in Eukaryota, Metazoa, Arthropoda, Insecta, Hymenoptera, Braconidae. Gene Ontology annotation, molecular function: ubiquitin binding.